This is a messenger RNA of Cricetulus griseus (Chinese hamster), 5244 nucleotides long. The record is from RefSeq and is a predicted model, not a curated record. NCBI's taxonomy places the organism in Eukaryota, Metazoa, Chordata, Mammalia, Rodentia, Cricetidae.
GGUCCCCGAAGACGUCGAGGCCAAAGAGGAGCCCGAGGGAGAGGUAGAGAGCGAGGUGGGGGAAGAAGAGAGCGAGUCGGAGGAAGACAGUGGGUCGGAAGAAGAGAGCGAGACUGAAGAAGACAGUGAGGAUGAGAGUGAUGAGGAGAGUGAAGAAGACAGCGAGGAAGAGAUGGAGGAUGAGCAGGAAAGUGAGGCGGAGGAAGACAACCAAGAAGGAGAGUCUGAGGCAGAAGGGGAAACUGAGGCAGAAAGCGAAUUUGACCCCGAAAUAGAGAUGGAAGCGGAGCGAGUGGCCAAGAGGAAGUGUCCGGACCAUGGGCUGGAUUUGAGCACCUAUUGCCAGGAAGACAGGCAGCUCAUCUGUGUCCUGUGUCCAGUCAUUGGGGCUCACCGGGGCCACCAGCUGUCCACGCUAGAUGAGGCCUUCGAAGAACUGAGAAGCAAAGAUUCGGGUGGACUGAAGGCAGCUAUGAUAGAGUUGGUGGAAAGGUUAAAGUUCAAGAGCUCGGACCCUAAAGUAACUCGAGACCAGAUGAAGGUAUUCAUACAACAAGAAUUUAAGAAAGUUCAGAAAGUGAUUGCUGAUGAGGAGCAGAAGGCCCUUCAUUUAGUGGACAUCCAAGAAGCAAUGGCCACAGCUCAUGUGACUGAGAUACUGGCGGACAUCCAAUCUCACAUGGAUAGGUUGAUGACUCAGAUGGCCCAGGCCAAGGAACAACUUGAUACCUCUAAUGAAUCAGCUGAGCCAAAGGCAGAGGGUGAUGAAGAAGGACCUAGUGGUGCCAGUGAAGAAGAGGACACAUGAAGACUCAACAUUCCCCGAGGAAAACACCCCUUCCCCGUGUGUAUGUGACAGCGUGUGUGUAAUGGCUUCUGAUAUCUGUGAAAGCUGCCUGGCAACAAACUUCUUCCACUGGAUAUGUCCCCAGGUCCACAGCAGACAGACAUCUCCAAGGGACAACAAGUUUUAUGCAUACUGACUGUGUGCUUCUUGUUCUCGUGUGGUAGGUCACAGGAAGAGCCCCUUUGAUCAGCUUGGAGGCUCUUCAGGCAACUCCCCAAAGGCCGCUUUGAACUGACUUACUCAGGAAAGCCAGCCCCUGGAAUAUUGUGCAAGUCAACAAUAUCUCUUCAAUCAUUAGGAAGGUUCUAGAUUAUCUUGAAAGGAUACCUACAAACAGAAAACUCACUUUGUUUGUACUGAAGCUUAAAGCAAAUGUGGCCAAGCAAUGCCACACAGACUCAUUAGACUGUCUCUCAUAGUUCAGUUCCACCUUUGUGAAAGACAUUAGGGCAGCUGCGUGGAAAAUGGGCUUGAAGGAAGAGUCCAGAGCUAGAAAGAAGAUAUUUUUAGUAUGUGAGGUUAUCUAGGACGUCAGAUUCAUAAUUCAGUGCUGUGGAAAUGGAAAAAGUGAUUGAAGAGGUAGGAAGGAAAUGACUUUAAGGAGUGUAGAGGGGAAAGGAGCAAAGAAAUCUGAUUAAAAGUUGAAAUCAGUGUUUCAGAAUUCAGAUUGCCCAAAUUUUCCAAACUGGUCACUAAAGCAUCUGAUAAAAUCUGGAUUCUUGGGCUAGCUGUGUGGAUUAAUAGGCCUGCCACAACAUAGAAGGCUGGCAUGUAUAUUGCCAGGUGGGAAUUUACCAGGUCCACCCCCAAGUUAGCCUACGGUGGCUUCAGUGCACUGUGAGGAGAAUCCUUGCCACUCACUUGCUGACUGGAUUCAGGUCCAUCUGCCAGCAAACAUUCCCUCUACUUACUAUAAUUGGAAUCCUCCCUGCCCCCGAAGCAGCCCUUCACUCCACCUCCCACACCCUGGCUCUGCCCUCCUGUGUAGCAUGAGCAGGCAUGCCCCAGAGCUGAAUUUCCUGGCCUUCUCCCAUUCCUAGGUCAUAUUCCUUACAACCACACUUUUCAGUGUCAAGGAAGCAGUGAUGUGCUGGUAGAUACCCAAACACAAGCUCAUUCGUGUGCACCACAUCUUCUUAAGACAUGAGUUUUUCUUACCAAAUGAUUUGAAGUCAGGGGAUAACCUUAUUUUUUAACAGAACAAUCAGUUAUGUUAGAGAAGAUAAUGUUCAUGCACUUAAACUGUAAAGAUAAAAUAGGAGACUUGGAAGGUAACUCUUGUUUGCAAGUGGGCAGUGUGUUCCUUCUCCUGCUUGUGUGGUAUUCCCAUGUUCACAUUGAGAUUCUGUCUGAACUGUAUCCAAGCAGCCUUGGGGUUGCUAUUGACCCAGGUCUAGACUUCCAUUGUCUCUGAGGCAGAUCCAAGGAGUCUGCCUUGGGGGAAAUCCCCCUUUUCCUGCUUGCCUGCUUGUCUGUAACCUGUGUACUUAGCACAAAGCUCUAGGGGCAGCUAAUGUGUGUGUACAGGAUAGUUCUGAGGCAGAAACAACAUGUGCUUACUGUAGAAGACCUAGUUAUGUCAUUAUUCAAUCCUGUGCAUGCUGUACAAUGAUUAUUCCUUUGAGGCCAGGAACCUGCCAAGCCUAAAUGUUGUAGGUUAGGAUUACCCUAGCUCACUACACAUACAAGGAUAUCAGGGCAGAGAUGAGUUUAAGACACAUACAUACAUACAUACAUACAUACAUACAUACAUACAUACAUACAUACAUACAUACUCCCAAAUUCGUGGCUAGUCGAUAGAUGGCUUAGACAAUUUUGAUGCUUUGCCAUCUGUCUGCAAAGACUGGAGAAUUUAAUACACCCUGAGUUAAUAAACUCCAAUGAUAUCCUGUUUUUUAAAAAAUUCUAAAAGGACCAAAACCAUUCUAGAAAGAAUGUAGAAAAUCAGAAGAUUGAAAAGACUUCAGAAUUUGGAAGCUUGUAUUGUCUUUCCCUAGUAAUCAUUGUUUGAUCUUUAUGUGUUGACCUUGUAUUACCAAUGGGUAGAUCAUUGACUUUCCACACCUAAUCAUGCUAUUACUUUAUAUCAGUAUUUGGGGAAUCCAAGCAUUUAUGUAGUGGUUAUAAACAGAAAUAUAAAAAUAUUUGCCAACCUGUCUCUAUAGAUUAUCAUCUUUCUGGGAUCCUCAAGGAAAGUAUUUCCCCUUUACUUAGAAAGGGUUUGGAUUUGCUUUAUGGCCUCCUGCACCUGAUAAAACUUUAACCAGGAAAGCAUUAACACAGCACAGCAGCUCUGCAGACCCCUCAGGUCCUGUGGCAGUGCUUAUUAGGGUGCUUUUUCUGCCGUGGUGCCAACUUCUUCCUCAGAGCUAGGACUACUGCUUGGCUUUGGGCCCCAUCAUCAGGAAGCUUUUUGCCUUCAAGGUCAUUGUGAGUUAGAGUUGUGUGUGUCCUGACUGACUGUGGACAGCAGGAAGAAAUCAGGGACACAGGUAAAGAAUGUCUCCGGAAAUGAGUUGGGUACCCACAGCAAGUCCCAGCAGCCUUCUGAAUGUUGAUUUGUUCUUUGAUUUGAUACCACUAUAUCCAGGACAGUUCCAAGAAGUGUUUGACUUCUAGCUCUGACAGCCAGGAAAAGGAAGUAACCUGAGGACAGUCUAGGAGCCAGGCUCUCUGUAGAUAUGCCCAAGGACAAGUCACUUGUCUGUAGUUGCUAGAAAACACUGGAAGCAGUUUUGAACACUUCUCUCCCUGAUCUGCAGUCAGCCCUCUGCCCCAUACAUGACUCACCUACAGAUUCAGAGCAGAAAGAGGCUUUCAGUUCCCUCAGUAUAGUAUGUCCAUUCACAUUAUAAAGUAUUUUUCAAAGACCUCAAGAUGGCCUUAUUCCUCUGCUUUAGUAGAUGUCGUAAGUACCCAUUGUUAACUUGAGCUUCCUUCCAGAAGCUGGGGACCUUUUCUUUUCAGUGCCAUCCCCACAAAAGAAAAAAAAAGGGGGGGGGUGUUUGGCCUUCAAGAGUGUAUAAAGUUUUCAGACAUAAUGAAGGUGACAGUAGCCUCAAUAUCUCCUGCUUCAUUGUUGUAGAAAAGCAAGUCCUUAUGUUUUAGUAAAUCCAGCUACAAUGUUUUGUGCUCUGUGAAAAGGUGCCAAUUCAAAUCACUGACUUUGGACUCCCUUCCUGGUGUGUGUGUGUGUGUGUGUGUGUGUGUGUAAAUGAGAGUGAGAUUUAUACAUGCAUGCACAUACUGUACAUUUAAUUAUUUAAGAGUUGAUUCACAACAACCCCAGUGAUCUUACAUACCACCACAAAGGUUUCGUCUAACUCCACACAAUGUCAACAGAUAAUUGGAGUGUGGGUUCCAGAAUAGUUUGUAGUGGUAGGUAUCAACUUUUAAAGCACUGAGCCAAGGUGACAGCCAGGAAGAAAAUUGCACCCCAACCCCCUUCCACCAUGUCUAAUAACAUGGGAAAUUUAGAUGCUCUAUCAUUUUGGUGACUUGGAUCAUUUUGGUCACUCCAUUUGGGCCUGAGUGUACAGCUGCAGAAUUUAUAACCUUGUAUUAGUCAGAGGUCUAGGAAGUCCUAUCACCCCACAGAGAAAAUGUCCUGCUGAUUUCCUUAACAUUCUGCUUUCAUAUAACAGUGUUCAGUACUUGCUUUUCAGUAAAUUGGUUGCAUGUUUACUGGGGGUUGAGCACAUCUAGAUUUUUGUUUUGUUUUUUAAAGACAAAAAUCCCAAUCUAAAUCAAGUCCAGCCCUGCCCUAAGGGAACAGGCCCCAUGGGGAGACUGCAGAUCUCACUGACCCUGCCUUCACCCAGCAGUGUUUCUGAGGCUCCCACCCCAAGGAACUCCAAGAGCUGCAGGAACUGGGUAUUCCCCAGGAAAACAGGAGAUCAUUUGGAUCACUUGGCCUUAACAUGACCAUGUGAGGUUGAGAACAUAUCAGAAACACCAGAAAAGGGGCAAGAGAAGGAAAGUCGAAACAAAUGAAGACAUUUGGAGGUGCACUGGUGGAGAAACAGCCCGAGUCCAUGCUGGACUUGACGUGACUUUGAGGGACCACUGAUGUAUACUUUAUGGAAGUUAAACCUGACCAGUCUUUUACAGUGACAGGCCACAAUGUGUGAGUGGGUAGAACCAACGAAUCCAUUGUCUUCUGCCUGUUUUCGUGUACACAGUCACAUUCCCUUCUUAGUCAUCUACCCCUUCCACCCUUUACACUAAACAAGGGAACACUCAAUCUUUCAAGGGAAUUACAUAUCUGAGUUAAUGUUUCAGUAUAUCAUUUUCAUACUGUAAAUUAUUUUGUAAGAGAGAUUUACUGCUAUCCCAGGAUGUUCGGACUUGGCGCCCCUGUGCAUUUGGAAAUCAAUAAACUAUUACUGGAAAUACCA